Molecule: messenger RNA, 1931 nt
Organism: Tachysurus fulvidraco (yellow catfish)
Lineage: Eukaryota; Metazoa; Chordata; Actinopteri; Siluriformes; Bagridae
Product: spermatogenesis-associated protein 48
Exons: 9
Coding region: 365-1528 (387 amino acids)
Source: RefSeq, a predicted model, not a curated record
CGGAUGAGGCUGGGGGGAUUUGGGGCAUGUCCCCCGGAAUUUACGCCCAUGCUAGUCACAUAAAUACAGUUUAUGUCCCAAACUACACAUGCCUACUAGGGUAGCCUAAUGAAUGACAUGAAGAAGUGCUCACAAUAGUCUGCACACUUGAUGGCUUUUUAAUCACUUCCCAAGCACGUGAUAUAAUUUCUUCACAGACUACAUGUGGAUGUCAUGUAGGCAUGGCUGUGUUGUGUGGGACGCGACCGCGAUCUCUAGGCAACAAAUGACACUGACGCUCUGCAGUACAUCAGUUACAUUUCAGAACUAGACAGCUCCGUCUCAGAUCCUCAGAUCAACACAUUAUUUAUUUUGAGCCGAGCUGAUGAAGAAGAGCUGCGCUUCCUCCUUGCCCAGAGUGAGCCUACUGAAGCAGUCAUGCUGCCAAAGCCGCGUUGCGACGAGCAGGUCGUUAUGCAGAUAUAUGAAUGUACCAUAUGAAAGGGGGCGCUACGACAUCGAGAGCUUGACAGAAAGAGGAAGCGAUGCUUUUAUUAAGUUUCAGCCUCAGGCUUUUCCCCCGAGCCCCCACGCUCCACUUGCCCCCAUGCGAGAUGAUGUGCCUCUCACUGAACCGUGUACUGGACGCCUGAGCGCCGCCGCCCGCGCCGAGCUGGGGCUCCGCGAAAGGGACACGUUCACCUACAGAGUGUCUACUGCUCCGUCUGAUCUGAGAACAGCGACACAUCGGCCUCAUACUUCCUCAUUCAGACCUUCACCUGGUUUGUGUGACGCAUCGGCGAAGAGGUGCUGGGGCUCCAGAGUCAAGAGUACGGUACCAGCUGACACUGAACACCACUGCAGCAAGGAGAGACCUGAUCCAGGUUCCAGCAGUCCGCUGGCCUGUGAAGAUCUCAAGAGGAAUGCAUUUAUCUCUGUUUCCCCUGAAUCAAUGGACAAGGCUUUGCAGCACAUCUACACUCCAGAAGCACAAAGAAGUUACAAGGAUAAUCAAUGGAACACCAAUUUAUCCCCUCAUCAACCACCACUGAAUACGCUGGAGGAAAUGGCAGACCCUGUAAGUCAGUGCUUUGUUUUGAAGAGAUACAACAGCAGGCCUGAACUAUGGCAGACUAUUGGACCUCAUUGGAAUAAGUAUCAAAUUCGUGCCUCAUAUAAUGUUAAGAAGCCCUUCAGUUUUACCAGCCCUUGUCCAAAAUCAGGACAAAUCCCUUCAUAUAGUGGUGUUAUAGGCUCUGAGAAUAUGGACAAUAUUGACAUCCCAGAGAAAGACUUCAUUCCACUGACAGUGCUGCGUACUGUCUUACCUCCUGACACUCCCACAGCCCAGUAUCCGUCCAACUAUUCCUGGUUACACUGGGAAAGCUCUACACAACAGACCACACACUUCAGCUACCAGCCAGCCUUCUUCAAUGCUCCCUCAUCAGACUACAAGGAGCAGUUCAACCCCAUCUCCCUAUGGUCGACAAGCCCCCUUGUCCAGAGUGGUCAUCCCUGUCUCACCGAGCAAUCCGUUCCUUCAACCUAAAGCAUCUACUCCUAUUUAUUCUUCAUCUCGUUGCAUGAAAAUAAAAUAGCCACAAAAUGGAGGAGUAAAAAAUGUUGCUUUUAAAGAAAUCAAGUCUGUAUUAAUGAUUGCACAGACUGGGUUUCUGUAAAUUCAGAAUAAUGAGAUGCUUUAUUAGCAUAAUUUCUUUGAUUCAGAUCCGACAUUCUUUGAAUAUGAAAGAAUGUUUCAUAGCUUUGUGUGUGUGUGUGUGUGUGUGUGUGUGUGUGUGUGUGUGUGUGUGUGUGUGUGUGUGUGUGUGUGUGUGUGUGUGUGCAUCAAAGUGUGAUGCCUUGCAUAUUGUUCUAAGAAGACCUUUUUACAUUUUAUGACUUCCUCAAUGAGUUUACUCAAUCAUUUGCAAUAAAAAAAUUUUGCAACAGUG